AUGCAGCUCCUCCUCCAUCUCAGCAUGGCCACCAGCGCCCUCGGUCUGGCGAUGACUGCCACCUAUUACACACCAUCGACUCCAUCAAUAUCGACAUCAACAUCAUCGCGCUCCGUGGAGCUGGCUUCCGAGUCCGUCUGUCCCGCUCCCGGAACCACCAGCAGCUCUCACCAUGGAAUGCUUUCCCCGCCCUCGUCAAGUUCCACAUCAAACGUCAAAGAACUUGCGCCCCGCGAGGGGACUACCACGAUGAGCACCAGCUCGCACACGGGAUGGAAGAUCAUCCCUACGCUCCCGCCUCAUACCGAGGUGAUCAUCGAGCCGUCGUGGCCCGCACGGCUCGUGGCACAUGGAAAGAUAUCUCCACCAGGUUCAAUGUUCUUCCAUCAUACAGAUCCGAUUGAGUUGUGGGGUCUCGAAAACUUAGAGGAACCAGAUUCCAUUUCGUACUACCAAUCAAUCUCAAUUCCUCACAAUCUUGCGACGAUAAUCUACGUUUUGAUCUACACACACUCAAAGCCAUAUUCUUGCGCGACGAUUGUUGGUCUGGCGCCUGCGCUCCUGGACUCUGCCUUCCUCCCAUUUGCCGAUUCACGUACGCUGCUUGACGCAGUUGGCAUAGUCCGGUCACAGGAAGUGUUGCCUUGCAUUUUUAACAACCAAUCAGACAAAAUACUAAGUUUGGGCUUUAUCCAGAACCCUUUCCUCGUGGUGAUUCUCCGGGCCAAGUCGACGCAAAGCAUAUUGUAUGAACGAACUGUUGACACCUUCGGUCAUCCGCUUUGUAGUCUGUGUCUUCCUCAAGCUGUUCCUAUGCCUGAGGGAGGAGAAUUGAACUCUGGUACUCGGGGCAAGAACGCUCGACGGCAAGCUCCAGUGACACUCGGUGUUAUCUUCACUUUCCAGGAUUCCACGGACGAAAUGUUGUCUCCGGCACCACUCUUUCUGGUGAUUUUGAUGGAACACGCUUUCAAGAGGGUACCCGCCGAAAACCUCGCAUCACAACCGCUUGAAGUGAUCGUACAAGUGAUAUCGCGGACGCUGGCUGUGCGAAGGCAAAUGGGGAAAGCUAAGAGAACCAUCACCUUCAUACAGAAAUCUACAGCUGCCGGCAUAUACAUGAACAGAAGUGCCUACAAUUCAUAUGAGCAGCGUGUCCAAAGGGUUACGUCUGUUUGA
This is a messenger RNA of Dissoconium aciculare CBS 342.82, 1179 nucleotides long. RefSeq lists its product as uncharacterized. The transcript is spliced from 3 exons. The coding region runs from base 1 to 1179 and encodes 392 amino acids. NCBI's taxonomy places the organism in Eukaryota, Fungi, Ascomycota, Dothideomycetes, Mycosphaerellales, Dissoconiaceae. The record is from RefSeq and is a predicted model, not a curated record.